Messenger RNA from Nycticebus coucang (slow loris), 2065 nucleotides. It is a transcript of the gene MTERF4, whose product is annotated as mitochondrial transcription termination factor 4. The transcript has 4 exons. Gene Ontology annotation, cellular component: mitochondrion. Gene Ontology annotation, molecular function: double-stranded DNA binding. The record is from RefSeq and is a predicted model, not a curated record. Lineage: Eukaryota; Metazoa; Chordata; Mammalia; Primates; Lorisidae. Bases 118 to 1179 code for a protein of 353 amino acids. Gene Ontology annotation, biological process: regulation of DNA-templated transcription; mitochondrial ribosome assembly.
GCCCGCGCAGCCACUUGGCGCGGGGGAGGGCGGCGGUGAGGGACCGGGGACCGGAAGUGGCGCGUCGGGGAGGCCUGCCACUUCCGGCGCCAGGGCUGCUGUGGUCUCCUCAGCGCGAUGGCUGCGUUCUUCCGUCAGGUCCUUGACUGGCACUGCCUGGUCCCCCUAACCUGGGCCCGUGUGGUUAGAGAGACUCCUCAACUUGGAGAAGGGAGAAAGAUGGCUGCUGCUUUGUUGCGUAAACUGACUACAGCCUCUAGCGGAGGGGACCUUCAGGAGUUACCCUGUGUGGGACCCAUUAAGUAUGUGAAGGAACCAGCAUGCAGGAUGAACCUUGUUCCAAAAUGCCUCUUUGAGAAACAGAGGACUGCUAUGGAUGGAAGGUCCUUGGAGGUAGAAAAGGUUACCAGUUCCCUCCUGGACAUGGGUUUCAGUGAUGCCCAUAUUAAUGAAUUGCUCAGUGUACAACCUGGUGCCAACCCUCAACACUUGCUGGAUAUCAUUUCAGAGUUUAUACUUUUGGGUCUGAAUCCAGAGCCUGUGUAUGUGGCCUUGAAGAAAAGUCCCCAGUUAUUGAAACUGUCAAUAAUGCACGUGAAGAAGCGCUCCAUAUACCUGCGAAAGCUUGGACUUGGAGAAGGGAAAUUAAAGAGGGUGCUUCACAGUUACCCUGAAAUUUUCACCAUGCGUCAGCGGGACAUCGAUGACAUUGUCCGGGUCCUAAAGGAGAAAUGCCUCUUCACAACACAGCAAGUAACUGAGACUUUGCACAGAUGCCCCUGUGUGCUUCGGGCAGACCCCAGUGAAUUGGAAUACAAAUUCCAGUAUGCGUACUUCAGGAUGGGAGUUAAGCAUCUGGAUAUAAUAAGGAGUCGGUUCUUGCAGUACUCAAUAACCAAGAUUAAGCAGAGACACGUGUACUUGGAGCGCCUGGGACGGUACCAAACCCCUGAUAAGAAGGGGCAGACGCAGAUCUCCAACCCGUUACUGAAGGACAUCCUCAGAGUUUCAGAGGCUGAGUUUUUGGCCAGGACAGCCUGUUCUUCUGUUGAGGAAUUUGAGGUUUUUAAGAAGCUCUUGGCUCGGGAGGAGGACGAGGAGUCUGACAACGGCAUGUCAGACGACGAAGGGGAGAGUCUGGGUGAGGACGAGGAGGACGAGGAGGAGCAGCGGCUAUGAAUGAAGGACUGGGACAGAAGGCCCCAGAGACAAGGGAUAUGUCCCUUCUCUCAAAGCUCUUGGGACCUCCACUUGGAUCUUUUAAAGUUAUGUUUCAUUCUAAAACCAGUCUUUUAACAUAAAAAUUAUUAUAAAUCACCUAAGAAGCAGACAGGUCACACCAUAUAGGAAACGUGUUACUUGCCCUGUUGCUGAGUAUCUAUAGGCAGGGCACUGUUCCAUCCUAAAGAAAAGACGUACUUGGAACUAUUAAAAUCCAGCAGAUUGGGCAGUGCCUGUGUGUCAGUGAGCAGGGCGCUGGCCCCAUAUACUGAUGGUGGUGGGUUCAAACUGCAACAAAAAAAAAAUAGCUUGGGCGUUGUGGCAGGUGCCUGUACUGUAGUCCCAGCUACUGGGGAGGCUGAGGCAAGAGAAUUGCCUAAACCCAGGUGUUGGAGGUUGCUGUGAGCUGUGAUGUCAUGGCAAUCUCUACCAAGGGUGAUAAAGUGAGACUCUGUCUCCAGAAAAAAAAUAAAUAAACAAAAAAUAAUAAAAUCUAGCAGAUUCAAUGCAUCAAAAUUUGGUUUUAUUUUUUUCUCUGUUGAAAUGUGUUAGUGAUAAUUCCACCACUGUAGAGGAUGGAGUUCCUUCUUCUGGCUUAGAAAUCACUAUAUAUCUUUCUAGUCAUAAACAUAAAAUUAUGAGAAAGCAGAAUGAGGUUUUUAGAGCAUCAUAGCACAUUAUUUUAUGAAAAUGAGUAGUGGGUUUUCCACAAAAAUCCUGUGUUUUAAUCCAAGAGUAUCUUAUUGCUUCAUAACUGCGUUCAGUGUACAGCAGAAUAAAGGAAGUUGAUUAAUAAUGUGUGAGUUAAUUCUGUGCAGCUAACUACAGCCAAGCAAAACUCUGG